Molecule: messenger RNA, 1159 nt
Organism: Eruca vesicaria subsp. sativa (arugula)
Lineage: Eukaryota; Viridiplantae; Streptophyta; Magnoliopsida; Brassicales; Brassicaceae
Source: the annotation of a GenBank genome assembly
AUAGACAAAACGACGUCUUAUCAGAGAUUGGAAUUUCAGAUCGUCUCUCUCUCUCUGUCUCUGCUUCUUGUUUUCAAGCAUUUACUCCGUCUGAUGUAAUUCUGUGAGUGCACGAGGAAAUUUCUAGAGGGUACAACUAUUUAGUUACGAAGAUUUGGAUGAAAUAAUAAAAGAAAAAAUGGGAGAUACAAGUCCAAGAACAUCAGGCUCAACAGAUGGCGACAUGGAUCAAAACAUCAUAAUGUACGAUGGAGGAAAUAUGGGUGAUUCUAGCGACCGUUCAAAGGAAAAAAUGGAUCAAAAGACGGUUCGUAGGCUUGCUCAAAACCGUGAGGCUGCAAGAAAAAGCAGAUUGAGGAAGAAAGCAUAUGUUCAGCAGCUUGAGAACAGCCGAUUGAAGCUAACACAGCUUGAGCAGGAGCUGCAAAGAGCUAGGCAACAAGGUGUAUUUAUCUCAAGCUCUGGAGACCAAUCCCAUUCUACUGCUGGAAAUGGGGCAAUGGCAUUUGAUGCGGAAUACAGACGCUGGCAGGAAGACAAAAACAGAAAGAUGAAGGAGCUGAGUUCUGCUUUGGAUUCUCAUGCGAGUGAAGCUGAGCUUAGGAUCAUUGUAGACGCAGUAUUAGCUCAUUAUGAGGAGCUUUUCAGGAUAAAAAGCAACGCAGCUAAGAACGAUGUGUUCCAUUUACUAUCAGGGAUGUGGAAAACACCCGCUGAGAGAUGUUUCUUGUGGCUUGGCGGUUUUCGUUCAUCAGAUCUUCUCAAGCUUAUAGCGAGUCAGGUGGAGCCAUUGACAGAACAACAAUCACAAGACCUAAACAACUUGCAAGAGACCUCUCAACAAGCAGAAGAUGCUUUGUCUCAAGGUAUGGACAGCUUACAGCAAUCACUCUCUGAAACUUUAUCUAGCGGGACUCUUGGUUCAAGCUCAUCAGGGAAUGUAGCUAACUACAUGGGUCAGAUGGCCAUGGCGAUGGGGAAGUUAGGUACACUUGAAGGAUUCAUCCGACAGGCUGAUAACUUGAGGCUACAAACAUAUCAACAAAUGUUGAGAAAAUUAACAACCAGACAAUCAGCUAGGGCUCUACUUGCGAUACAUGAGUAUUCAUUGCGGUUACGUGCUCUUAGCUCUCUAUGGCUUGCCAGACCAAGAGAGUGA